This is a messenger RNA of Tuber melanosporum (Perigord truffle), 750 nucleotides long. RefSeq lists its product as uncharacterized. Gene Ontology annotation, cellular component: membrane; signal peptidase complex. The transcript is spliced from 4 exons. Gene Ontology annotation, biological process: protein targeting to ER. NCBI's taxonomy places the organism in Eukaryota, Fungi, Ascomycota, Pezizomycetes, Pezizales, Tuberaceae. The record is from RefSeq and is a predicted model, not a curated record. The coding region runs from base 34 to 609 and encodes 191 amino acids.
CCACCAACAAAGCACCUUCGAAAUUUCUCGAAAAUGGCAGCAAAGCCCAAAGCUAACCUUCAUGCCCUCCCAGAACUGAAGAACACAUCCGAUGAUUCUAUAGCUCUCUAUCUAAAAUCAAAAGGCUGGAAGCAAAACCACACUCUCACGGAUGUCCGCCUUGUCUUGGGCUUCUCUGCCGUCAUAAUCGCCGGAGGCACCUUCUAUUAUGAUUACACUCUCGGCUUCGAUAAGACAAAGGUCAUGACUUUAUAUGCUGUGAUCGCCUAUUUUGUCGCCAACAUAAUUCUCACAUGGUGGAUAUGGGGUAUGGAAAGCGGUAAGGUUUAUGUGGGUUCAAAAGACGGCGUCACUAUCACUAUAUCGUCACACACCGAGAAGCAUUCACCAAUCUACCAUCUCAAAAUUGUUUCUCGAUCGCCGGGACAGAGGCCUACUACGACCGAAGUAGAGAGUCCCUUCACCAGCUGGUUUGAUACACAGGGAUUCCUUGUGGAGAAGCCAUUCAUGACCUUUAUAUCAAAUUCCAUCCCCUCGAUGGCAGCAACAACCCCCGAGGGACAGCACCUAAAAUCCAAACCGAAACCGAAAAGCACGAAGAAGGCUUAAAUUGAUCGAAUCGGCUGUGUCGAGACUGAAAAUAAAAAUGGGUCUACAGAUUCCAUCACUACCGUGAAUCUAAGAACUAUAGGGUCAAUGAACAGCGUCUUGUAUUAUUAGGAGCUUGAGUAUUAUUAUUUUUACGGGAAA